Molecule: messenger RNA, 3146 nt
Organism: Camellia sinensis
Lineage: Eukaryota; Viridiplantae; Streptophyta; Magnoliopsida; Ericales; Theaceae
Product: Transducin/WD40 repeat-like superfamily protein
Molecular function (GO): protein binding
Source: RefSeq, a predicted model, not a curated record
GGGGCGGGCAUUUUCAUUGUUCAGAUGGGAAUGCCCAAACGAUGAGCAAAGCCGGCGACGAAGAAGACGAGGACGAGUGUUUCUACGAGUCUCUUGAUCGUAUAUUAUCGUCGUCCAACUCUUCUUGCUCUUCGUCUUCGGCUGAGGAUUACGACGACGACGACAAAGAUCAGAAAUCGAUUUCGGAUUCCCCCAAUUAUGCUUCGGACCGACCUCCAUUGCCAAUCCCUAGAUUCCCUAUGGGCGUAUCCAAUAACUACGAUGUUUGGAUCUCCGAACCCUCCUCGGUGGAGGAUCGCCGUAUGCGGCUCCUCCGCCAGAUGGGUCUCAGUCGGGACCCCAUUCUCUCACGCCAAAGAGCAUCGGACGAGGGCGGGACUAGCCGAGGAGAUUUUGGCAGAUCGGUGUCGGCCGAUCAAUUGAACCGGAGUCAACAAAGGGGUGACAUUUCUUGCAGUGAUUCCAAUCCUGGUAUCGUUCGAUCGAAAUCAGAUGGUGCCACGGAUCAUCAUCAUCGCAUCAAGUCUCAGUGUAAUUCUAAUUCGCCCCUUCAUUCCCCUCAAAUUCUUUUAAUUAAUAAUAAUUCAAUUUCGCCGCCGGUGGUUAAUGAAAUUGGCGGCCCAUUUGUAAAUAAUAAUCGUAGUGUUGUUAAAUCUCCAAGUGGCAAUGGAUCGCCAGUGAUCAAUGCUGCUGCGUCACUGAAUAAGCCGCCCACUAGCAAAAAUUGUAGGCGGGUAGAAGAUAAUAUGAACGAUUCCACGAGUUUGAACCCGGGUGGUAAUUGUAAUUCCAUGUCUGUUUCGGGGAAUGCCAGUGGUGGUGGGGAAUUAGAUGGUGAUUCCGGUUGUAAUGGGAUUGGCCCUGUAUGUACAAUUAAGAAUCUUGAUACUGGAAAAGAGUUUGUGGUGAAUGAGGUUAGAGAAGAUGGUACUUGGAACAAGCUCAAGGAAGUGGGAACUGGAAGACAGUUGACCAUGGAGGAGUUUGAGAUGUGUGUAGGGCAUUCUCCUAUUGUUCAAGAGUUGAUGAGGAGGCAGAAUGUGGAGGAUGGUAAUAGGGAUGAUGUGGAUUCUAAUGCCAAUGGAAGUGGUGGAAGUGGAUCAAAAUUCAAGAAGAAAGGGAGUUGGCUGAAGAGCAUUAGGAACGUUGCUAGUACCAUGACAGGUUACAAGGAUAGACGGAGCAGUGACGAAAGGGAUACCUCAUCAGAGAAGGGUGGGCGGAGGUCGAGUUCAGCUACUGAUGAUAGCCAAGAUGUUUCAUUUCAUGGCCCUGAGAGAGUUCGUGUUCGACAGUAUGGAAAAUCAUGCAAAGAGAUCACAGCCCUCUACAAGAGCCAGGAGAUACGGGCUCACAGUGGUUCAAUUUGGACUAUUAAGUUUAGUUUGGAUGGAAAGUAUCUUGCUAGUGCAGGUGAGGACUGUGUCAUUCAUGUGUGGCAAGUUGUGGAAACAGAGAGGAAGGGUGAUCUCUUAAUUGAUAAGCCGGUAGAUGGGAAUUCAAAUCUUUUAUUUUUUGCCAAUGGGUCACCAGAACCAACUUCUGUGUCACCAAAUUUGGAAAACCAUCCAGAGAAGAAGAGAAGAGGAAGAUCAUCCACAAGCCGGAAAUCAGUGAGUUUGGACCAAAUUUUGGUGCCAGAGACAGUGUUUGCACUUUCAGAAAAACCAAUUUGUUCAUUCCAAGGACAUCUUAACGAUGUGCUUGACCUAUCAUGGUCCAAGUCUCAGCAUUUGCUCUCUUCUUCCAUGGACAAAACUGUGCGGCUGUGGCACUUGUCUAGCAAGUCUUGUUUGAAGGUUUUUUCACACAGUGAUUUUGUAACUUGCAUCCAGUUUAAUCCUGUUGAUGAUAGAUUCUUCAUCAGUGGAUCCUUAGAUGCGAAGGUUCGAAUAUGGAGCAUUCCUGAUCGUCAAGUUGUUGAUUGGAAUGAUCUGCAUGAGAUGGUCACUGCUGCUUGCUAUACACCAGAUGGUCAGGGUGCAUUGGUUGGUUCAUACAAAGGGAGCUGCCAUUUAUACAACACAUCUGAAAAUAAGUUGCAACAAAAAGGUCAAAUCAAUCUGCAAAAUAAGAAAAAGAAAUCUCACCACAAGAAAAUCACUGGUUUCCAGUUUGCACCAGGAAGUUCAUCCGAAGUUCUUAUCACAUCUGCAGAUUCACGAAUACGUGUCAUUGAGGGUGUUGAUCUUGUUCACAAGUUCAAAGGGUUUCGCAACACGAACAGCCAAAUUUCAGCCUCCCUCACGGCUAAUGGAAAUUAUGUAGUCUCUGCCAGUGAGGAUUCUCACGUCUAUGUUUGGAAGCAUGAAGGCGAUUCUCAACCUAGCAGAAGCAAAGGUGUUACUGUUACGCGGUCAUACGAACAUUUCCACUGUCAAGACGUGUCAAUGGCCAUCCCUUGGCCUGGCAUGUGUGACUCGUGGGGAUUCCAAGACAGAUCUUCCGGAGAACAGAGUCGGCUCGGCGAUGAUGUGGAUGAGGUCUCUACAGCCAAUCACCCUCCUACACCAGUCGAAGAGAUUAAUGGUAACGAGAGUACACUGUUGGCAUGCGCGUGCCCUACUAGUCCGCUUCAUGGAACAAUUUCAAGCGCAACCAACAGUUACUUCUUUGAUAGAAUCUCAGCGACAUGGCCGGAGGAAAAACUUCUUUUGACCGCCAAGAACCAUAGUCCUCGUGUCAGUGUUGACUUCUCAAACAGCAUAAACCAAAGCAGAUCAGCCUGGGGCAUGGUAAUUGUAACUGCUGGCCUACGAGGGGAAAUCAGAACUUUUCAAAAUUUUGGAUUGCCGGUUCGGAUUUGAAGGCGGAAGAAAUUUAAGAAGAGCAAUGUGCUUGUUGAUGUUGAUGAUGCAGUGCUGCAAUUUGUUCAGUUACCCUAAGUUGCAAAAUUUGUACAGAGAUACUUGGUGAGAUUUGUAAUAUUAGCGAGUUCAUUUCUUGUUUCCUUGUGCUCGUGCUAUUCGGAAUUGGAACACAGAUUGAGAUCCAAUCCGAUUAGGCAGAGAAAAAGGAAGAUUGAUUGAUGAAAAAAGAAAAAGAAAAAGAAUGAAAACUACACCAUAAAUUUAGAAUCUGAUGGGAUUUUCUGUAAUCGGGAAUUGUAGAGUUAUGAGUAUGGCAAAAGUUUAUUAAAUUAAACA